AUGUCGCCCUUCAACCUCGAGACCUGCGCGCGGCCCAAUAUCCUGGCCCUGCAGCCGUACCGCUGCGCGAGAGACGACUACAAAGACGACGGCACAAACGUCCUCCUCGACGCCAACGAAAACGCCUACGGCCCCUCCCUCGCCGCAAAGGAUGCCGCCGCCGCCACCUCCUCGACCUCGUCGUCCUCCGUCGCGGGCCUCGGCAUCGACCCCCUCGGCCUGCACCGCUACCCGGACCCUCACCAGCACGACCUCAAGCAGCGGCUCUGCGACCUGCGCAACACGCACGCCCACACCCCCCGCGCCAUCACCCCGGACAACCUCUUCGUGGGCGUCGGCAGCGACGAGGCCAUCGACGCCCUGCUGCGCUGCUUCUGCGUGCCCGGGCGCGACCGCAUCCUCACCUGCCCGCCCACGUACGGCAUGUACUCGGUCUCGGCGCAGGUCAAUGACGUUGCCAUCGUGAAAGUCCCGCUGCUGCCCGCCCCGGGCUUCGCCCUCGACGUGCCCGCCGUGCUCGACGCGCUGAGCAACGAACCGCACAUCAAGAUCGCGUACCUCUGCUCCCCCGGCAACCCCACGGGCUCGCUGCUCGCCAAGGCCGACGUCGAGCGGAUCCUCGCCCACCCGACGUGGAACGGCGUCGUCGUCCUCGACGAGGCCUACGUCGACUUCGCCCCCGAGGCCGCCUCCCUCGCCGAGCUCGUCGCCGAGCACCCCAACCUCGUCGUCAUGCAGACCCUCUCCAAGGCGUUCGGCAUGGCCGGCAUCCGCCUCGGCGCCGCCUUCGCCAGCGCCCCCGUCGCCCGCCUGCUCAACUCCCUCAAGGCCCCCUACAACAUCUCCAGCCCCACCAGCGCCCUCGCCGCCUACGCCCUCGGGCCCGACGGCCUCGCCGUCAUGCGCGCCAACCGCGCCCGCAUCGUCGCCCAGCGCGACCGCCUCCUGCGCGAGCUGCCCCUCAUCCCCGGCGUCGGCCGCCUGCGCGGCGGCACCGAGAGCAACUUUUUGCUCUUCGAGAUGCUCGACGCCGCGGGCCGGCCCGACAACGUCACUGCCCUCGCCGUGUACGAGCGCCUGGCCGAGACAAAGGGCGUCGUGGUGCGCUUCCGCGGCAAGGAGCACGGCUGCACCGGCUGCUUGCGGAUAACGGUCGGCACCGAGGACGAGGUGACGCGGCUGCUCGAGUCGCUGCGGAAGCAGCUGGCCGAGGUAAGGGGCGAUGGGCUGGCCGUUGACGGAACGGCGGACGAGGAGAAAAAGGAGCAAGAGGCAAACAGCGUUGUGGCAUAG
Messenger RNA from Purpureocillium lilacinum, 1293 nucleotides. Its product is annotated as histidinol-phosphate transaminase. Gene Ontology annotation, molecular function: pyridoxal phosphate binding; L-histidinol-phosphate:2-oxoglutarate transaminase activity. NCBI's taxonomy places the organism in Eukaryota, Fungi, Ascomycota, Sordariomycetes, Hypocreales, Ophiocordycipitaceae. Gene Ontology annotation, biological process: L-histidine biosynthetic process. The record is from RefSeq and is a predicted model, not a curated record.